AUGGACGGAAUACGGCGAAGCCAGCUUUUCUUUUGCAUUGGCCUGUGCUCUAUCUUUGCCUGCUUAUUCGUCCCCUUUUUCUUUCUUGAUAUUUUGUCUACCUUGCGAAUAAAUGCAUCAUCAGCAACGCAUGUAGACGCUCAAAAUGAAGAGUCAAGCCAGAAUCCGGCACCGCUUCUACCCGCGGCAUUUGAGAAUUUAAAUUCUACCGGUCAAUCAAUCCCCAAAAUCAUUCACCGUCUAUGGAGCGGGGAGCCGGGAGAUGUACCAGUGGAGUGGACAAAUGCAUCCAACUCCUGUAUUGAACAAAACCCUUCCUUUGAGCAGUAUGACUGGACCGAUGAGACUGCUCUCGAAUUUAUUCAAGCGCAUUUUGCCUGGUUUGCUCCAAGCUAUACGAAUCGUCUGAAAGCUAGGCAGCGAGAAGAUGUGCUUCGUUAUUUUCUUCUCUGGCACUAUGGAGGCGUGUACAUGGACCAUAGUAUUGGUUGCCAGGCGUCACUGGAUUCGUUGCUUUUGAUGGAUACAACAGCUCUUGCACCCGAACCGACAUCAUCCGGGGCCAGCAACGAUUUAAUCGCCAGUACAGCAAACCAUCCCUUCAUCAUAGCCAUCGCUAGGAACAUACACGAAGAUAGCAUGUCUCGAAUGUCAAAGUAUAAAGGGCUGUUUUCCACACGACAGAUUUCGAUGAAUAGCGCCCUCGCCAUGUGCCUUCAACCUGGUACAGACUGUGCUGACGCUGCGGUUCUUCCAUCCACACGUUACGAUAAAACAGAGAAUGCGAUAUUCACGCACUAUAAAGCUCAGGGAGCCUACUGGGGCAACGGCUUGGCCUAUGAUCGCAUAUUUGGAAAUUUGUUCGGGUGGACUACAGCUGGAGUUGCUGUGAUUGUGAUGAUCACUCUGGUAUUUGUGGUUUGGAUAAGGCCACGAAGAAAUUCCAAAUAUCGCUUAGUAGUCCAAGACACCCACGUGUAA
Talaromyces rugulosus is the source of this 981-nucleotide messenger RNA. RefSeq lists its product as uncharacterized. Lineage: Eukaryota; Fungi; Ascomycota; Eurotiomycetes; Eurotiales; Trichocomaceae. The record is from RefSeq and is a predicted model, not a curated record. The transcript has a single exon. Bases 1 to 981 code for a protein of 326 amino acids. Gene Ontology annotation, biological process: mannosyl-inositol phosphorylceramide biosynthetic process. Gene Ontology annotation, molecular function: mannosyltransferase activity.